Serpula lacrymans var. lacrymans S7.9 is the source of this 894-nucleotide messenger RNA. RefSeq lists its product as uncharacterized. The transcript has 3 exons. NCBI's taxonomy places the organism in Eukaryota, Fungi, Basidiomycota, Agaricomycetes, Boletales, Serpulaceae. The annotation marks the transcript as partial. The record is from RefSeq and is a predicted model, not a curated record.
AGGAUGCAACAGCCUGCCCUCCCGGUGAACAAGACCCGCCCGUACUGGUUCUUCCACUCCCUGAAGAUCCGGAAGAUGAAGAGGCCCUGUCAAGAUUCUACCGUUGAAUGUGCCAGUGUUUAGCCUUAGGUCAACCUGUUUUAGUACCCUGGUGUGAAGACUCGAGAAAGCCUCGUACUAAGUGGACAGAAGCUGGCCUUCGCCGCGAAUUCUGUGAUCUAAGACACCCAGUUAUAUGGCAAGACGCCCUCCUUCGGGCCAAGGAACGAACCGAGAGCAAAGAGUCUCUACCAAAUGUCAGUCCAGAUGUUGACCAGUCCGAUCUGGAAACAGACGGUUAUUGGUUUUCGGAUUAUACACCAGUAGGCAAGAAAUCGCGCAGGGCGACCCAACUUCACUCGAAUAAUCAGAGUACCGAGAUGCUGGAGUCAGAAUCGUACCUGCAAGGAACCAAAGUUCAUCACAGUGGACCCGUAGGUGACUGUGUGGACACGCUACAGCAUCCAGAAAUAUGUGCCAAUCUGUUGGAUUCUGGUAGCGAAGAAAGGAAUAGACCGUUUUUUAUCCACAUGCUUUGUGACCACUCUCACGAUUUCAUCAACACUGAAAGGAUAAAUGUCAUCGACGGAAGCUCGAAGAAACCUAUAGUAACCUUAGCUCCACCUGAUAGCUAUAAUCACAAUUUUCACCCGAUGAACAAGUGGAAACUUAUGACUGGAGCUGGAUAUGUCACCUUCCCUCAUCAUGACUCGGGCGGUUUGGCGACUUAUAUCAUGAUAAAGACUGGAAUGAAGAUUUGGGGUAUCUUCAGGCCUAAAGAGGACCCCUCUCAGCCAGUCGAGAGUCGCAGCUCUACACAGCACCGUCUUGCUGUGACAGAAAAAAUACUGAAUA